AUGGAUGUACCCGUGGCAGCAAAUGUCCUCGGGACUAUCGGUGCUGUGUGCUGGUCUAUUCAGCUACUCCCGCAAAUUAUCAUCAACUACAGGCGACAUGAUACAGAGGGUCUGCAGCCCUCAAUGAUGCUGCUGUGGGCGGCAGCCGGUGUGCCUCUUGGAGUGUACAACAUCGUUGAGAAUUUCAACGUGGCACUUCGCAUACAGCCUCAAAUCCUGACAGCUCUCAGUCUGCUCACAUGGGCCCAGUGUCUGUACUAUGGGAAGAAAUAUACCAUCCCAAAAUGCAUCGCCGCCGUUGUUCCCCUUCUCGCAGGGCUGGGAGGCAUUGAAGUAGGAUUGGUGUUUGCCCUCAAAGCGGCACUAAAUCGUGACCUCAGUUGGCCAAUGACUUUAAUGGCUGUGCUUAGCGCCUGCCUGCUGGCUGCCGGUGUUCUUACACAUUACUGGGACAUCUAUGUUCACAGGACUGUGCGAGGGAUCAGUUUUUUGUUUGUGGGCAUUGAUGCUGCUGGGGACUUGUUUUCUCUGGUGUCUGUUUUAUUCGAACCAACCAUCGAUGUUCUCGGGAUGGUUAUCUAUGGCACCGAGCUAGCACUGUGGAUCGGCAUUUUCAUAUGUGGAGGGGUCUUUAACCUUCGGCCUUGGAUUCAGAGCCGAAGGAAGAAGCACCAUGAACAGGAGCAGGAACCUGUGUCUCUACAUGAGAUGCCAUCCUCGACUUCGGUAUUCCGAACUGUUUCGGGGUCGGAGGUCGUUGGUAGGAGACCGCGAACCCAUGCAUCCGACCCUUAA
Messenger RNA from Aspergillus steynii IBT 23096, 795 nucleotides. Its product is annotated as PQ-loop repeat-containing protein. Lineage: Eukaryota; Fungi; Ascomycota; Eurotiomycetes; Eurotiales; Aspergillaceae. The record is from RefSeq and is a predicted model, not a curated record. Bases 1 to 795 code for a protein of 264 amino acids. The transcript has 5 exons.